CAGAUCGUUGGUGACGGGUGACGCAGGUGUGAGGUAGCCGGAGUGUUCCCGGGCUAUUUUAUUGGGCAUUUUUGCUUUUAUCUCAGCGUCGUGAAGUGGUACGUACGUGAUAUAAAGGUUUUACCUUGCAAAGAUGGCAGACUCUGACGAUGAAUAUGAUAGAAAGAGACGUGAUAAAUUCAGGGGUGAGAGAACGGAAUCGUACUCACGAGAGCGCAGAGAUGAUCGCAGGCGCGACGAGUGGGUUGAUAGAGAGUGGUCCAGCCGUCCUAGGCAACGUCCAGAUUAUCGAGAGUACCGAGGCGGUGGAAGUGGAGGCCGCGAUCGUUACAGCCCUGCGAGAUCCCAAGACAUGGGGCCGCCUUUAAAGAGAAUGCGAUUCGAGUGGGAGGACAGACCAAGAUAUGGACAUGAUUAUUAUGGUGGAAGUGGUGGCGGCGGCGGUGGCGGCGGUGGUGGCGGCGGCGGUGGCGGCGGUGGUAGUGGAGCAGGUGGAAAUUCUUGGAGCCCAGAUAAUUAUGCCUCUGCUCACCAUGGCAACCAUCACUAUGGCAAUCAUAAUAAUAGCAGCAGUCGAGAAGUUGCUGGAAAUUUCAGUAAUUCAAAUAUUGAAACCCAGCCACCCAUGAUGACAUUCAAAGCAUUCCUCGGUACUCAAGAAGAUACUAUUACUGAUGAAGAGGCGAUUAAACGCUACAACGAGUAUAAAUUGGAAUUUAGGAGGCAACAGCUCAAUGAAUUCUUUGUCGCCCAUAAAGACGAAGAAUGGUUCAAAAUAAAAUACCAUCCUGAGGAAUCAGUGAAAAGGAAAGAAGAGCAAGUAUCAGCACUUAAGAAACGCGUGGAAAUUUUUAUCGAAUUACUGAAAUCUGGAGAUAUAGACAAGGUGUCUGUUGAUGCCGAUCAAGCGGAUUCGUUGCUACAUCUUUUGGACGCAGUGGUUAUUAAAUUGGAAGGAGGAACAGAGGAAGAUUUGCAGAUUUUAAAUGUCAAACCACUUAAACCUAUAAUAACUAAAGAUAUUCUGAAAGAAAAAGAAGAUCUCAAGAGAAAAUCUUCUACAGAGAAGAAAUCUGAGAAUAGCGAAGAAAAUAAGGUGGAUGACGCACAACGUGACGAGAAAGAUUCUAAGAAUGAUUCUCAGAAUGCUAAUAUGGAAGUUGAAAGCUCGGUGAAAGAUGAAAAUACAAUAGCUGACAAAACCAAGGAAAAUGAAGACGAGAAAGUAGAAAGUAAAGAUGUAGAAGAAACUGUUGACGAUGAUAAACUUUCGGAAAAACCGGAGAAAUCCAGAAAACGUAAACGUACCGACAGCAAUAGUAGCAGCAGUAGCAGCAGCAGCAGUAGUUCCUCUGGUAGUGACAGCAAUAAACUGAACAUACCAAAAGUGGAAACGCCUGCCAACGAGAAGAUAGAAGCUGGUAACGAAGAUACCGAUGAAAAAAACGUUCAAGUAGAGAAGCAGGAAGUUAAAACGGAAGUAGAGGCAAAAAAUAAUAAAAAGUCUACAAUUGAACCAGAAGCGGUGAUCGAUUUGGCUAGCGAAGACAGAGAGAAGGAACCUAGGGCUUUGCACAAGACCAGUAGCAUUUUCCUUCGUAACUUGGCGCCGACCAUUACUAAGGCAGAAGUUGAAGCUAUGUGCAAACGAUUCCCUGGGUUCUUACGUGUGGCUAUAGCGGAUCCACAGCCGGAAAGACGAUGGUUCCGUCGCGGCUGGGUUUCGUUCGAGAGGCAAGUGAACAUCAAAGAAAUCUGCUGGAGUUUAAAUAAUAUCCGCCUACGUGAUUGUGAGCUUGGGGCAAUAGUGAACAGAGAUCUAUCACGACGUAUUCGAUCAGUGAAUGGUUUAACAUCUCACAAGCAAAUAGUCAGACAUGACAUUAAACUUAGUGCCAAAAUUGUUCACAAUUUGGAUAAUAAAGUGGGCCUGUGGAGAGAAGAGAAGAAAGAUGAAGUAAAACAGGAAGAAGACAAAGAAAACAAGACCACUCAAAGUAGCGAGAUUGAACAAGCUGCUUUUGGAUUGUCAUCGAAAAAUCCAGUAUUGAAGAAUAUAACGGAUUACUUGAUAGAAGAAGCUUCAGCUGAAGAAGAAGAGUUACUAGGUAUGUCAGGUGAACAAGAGGAAGGUCAGUUAGGCGAUGGAGAUAGUUCAAUUGAGAGAGAUCCAGUUUUAAUCAAGGUAUUAGACAGAUUAGUGCUCUACUUGCGGGUUGUUCAUUCCGUUGAUUAUUACAAUCACUGCGAGUAUCCAAACGAGGACGAGAUGCCAAAUAGAUGCGGAAUAAUGCAUGUGAGGGGAUGUCCACCUACAGCUAAAGUCUCAAGUGCAGAAUUGUCGGAAUAUUGUCGUAACUUUGAGAGCAAAAUGUCUGCCUUUCUACAACCGGUUGCUACUUUAUCUGACGAAGACUUCGAUAAACUAGGGGCGAAAAAUGCUGAAGCUGAGGUCGAAAAGUUUGUUCAAGCCAACACUCAAGAAUUAUCAAAGGACAAAUGGUUGUGUCCUCUCAGCGGGAAGAAGUUCAAAGGGCCCGAUUUUAUCCGCAAACAUAUUUUUAACAAGCAUUCUGAGAAGGUUGCUGAAGUGAAAGCGGAAGCUGAGUACUUCAACAAUUAUUUAAAAGAUCCAAAAAGGCCUCAGCUUCCUGAGCAUCCUGGUAACAAAGCUCCGCUGAGAGAAGGCUCGCGUGACAAUUUUUCGCCAUAUGGUUGCAGUUCGUACUCAACGCAAACAUCCACAAAUAUUUCUAGAUUCGGAAGUUACAGUAGUGGAUUUGGCAGUAACAGGAGCAAUUAUGGUUCCGGUUAUGGUGGCGGAUUUGGAUUUAGUGCGCCACGUUCUAAUCGUGGCGGAUUUAAUCGAGGACGUGGCGAUUUUCGACCAGUCAUACAUUAUCGAGAUCUCGAUGCACCGCGGGAACCGGACGAAUUCCUAUAGAAUGAUUUAAAGAGACAUUAAUCGAUAUAAAAAUAUAGACACUGCUUAGAAUCACUUAAAACAGCAACAUUUUCUUCUGUAAGUCAUAAUUCACAAGUGUGUACAUUGCAUACCUGUGUAUAUAAAUAUAUCUACAAUUAUUAAUUUCAAUUUCUGAAAUUUCGUCAUAGUAAGCAUGUAUGAAUAUUCAGUAUUUUCUAAAAAAAAAAUGAGAAAAAAUAUGUUACACAGUUUGUAUAAAAAAAGAGUAAGAUUUGAAACAUUGAUCAAAUUAAGUGAAAGUAAAAAAUCCAAAUUAAAUUUGAAUGGAAUGUAUAAAAUUAGCACCAAAUAUAUACUAUUCCAUAGUUCACGAUAUUCAUAUGAAAUAUUAUGAAUAUCCAAGAAUUAGAUGUUAUCAAAUUUUCGUAACUUGUUAUUCUCUCAUGAUUUGCUAAGAAAACAGUUUCUCAAGAUAAUUAAGAGACAAUGAGUUAAUUUGUGUACAAAACCACAUUAUACAAAUGGUAAAUCGCAAACAGUAGUGAGAAUUCAUUUUGCAACGUCGAAUUUCCGUUUAUCUCUUACAAAUCACGAAUUAUAUGUAAUCUGACUAUUUUAAAAAAUCCAAUUAUGUACUUUAUAUAUUGAAUUUCAUAGUGUGUUUAUAAUAAGUAGAUUUAGAUAAAUAUAUAUGCUACAUUAGGUCAUUUGUGUCGAUAACAUUAUAUUCCUCAUAAACUCAGAAUUGCGUAAUUUGCGUAAUUUCCCUUUUUUCAUGAACAGGAGUAUAGAAUUGGUUUAAAUAAAGUUAAUUAUCAUAAAUAUAUAUUUAUAAUUCGUUUAUAAUGCGUAUGUAACACAUGUCUUAAUAGUAACACAAUAAAAUGAUAUGAUCACAAUAA
Molecule: messenger RNA, 3828 nt
Organism: Wasmannia auropunctata (little fire ant)
Lineage: Eukaryota; Metazoa; Arthropoda; Insecta; Hymenoptera; Formicidae
Gene: Ars2
Product: serrate RNA effector molecule homolog
Exons: 16
Coding region: 134-2944 (936 amino acids)
Biological process (GO): primary miRNA processing; mRNA processing
Cellular component (GO): nuclear body
Molecular function (GO): nucleic acid binding
Source: RefSeq, a predicted model, not a curated record